GAUCUCGAAGUGACGCGGCACAAAAGCCAUGUGCUGCUUUGUUUACAAAAACAUCCUCGAAGAGAGAAAUUAAAAAGCGCAGCUGCGCAUUCUCUGUGCUGGCGUCAAAACAAAUGCAAAAGGUUUCUGCAAGAGUUUUACACAGAAGAUGAAUCUGGGAAGAAACUGUUCAAAUACGGAGCUCAGCUUGUUGCGCUGGCUCACAGGGAGCAGGUGGCGCUCUUUGUGGACCUGGACGAUGUGGCAGAAGAGGACCCCGAGCUGGUUGAGAGCAUUUGCGAAAAUGCCAAACGCUACACAGGCCUGUUUGCUGAUGCCGUUCAUGAACUGCUGCCAGAGUACAGAGAGAGAGAUGUUGUGGCCAAGGACUCUUUGGAUGUGUACAUUGAGCACAGGUUGAUGAUGGAGCAGAGGGGUCGUGACCCCGCAGACACUCAGGAUGCACGGAACCAGUACCCACCUGAGCUCAUGAGGCGAUUCGAGCUGUACUUUAAACCUCCAAGCACCGCAAAGCCUAAAGUGGUGCGCGAUGUACGAGCUGACAGCAUCGGACAGCUGGUGACGGUCCGAGGCAUUGUCACCCGCGCCACCGAGGUCAAACCAAUGAUGGCUGUUGCUACAUACACUUGUGACCAGUGUGGCGCCGAGACCUAUCAGCCGAUCCAGUCUCCUUCUUUCAUGCCACUUGUCAUGUGUCCCAGCCAAGAGUGUGUGACCAAUAAAUCUGGAGGCCGCCUCUACCUCCAGACCAGAGGUUCCAAAUUUGUUAAAUUCCAGGAGCUGCGCAUUCAAGAACAUAGUGACCAGGUUCCUGUUGGUAACAUCCCCAGGAGUAUGUCUGUGUACGCUCGCGGCGAAAACACACGUCUUGCUCAACCAGGAGACCACGUGGCCAUCGCAGGGGUCUUCCUUCCUCUUCUGCGCACAGGGUUCAGACAGGCUAUUCAAGGUCUUCUGUCAGAAACUUACAUGGAGGCUCAUAGCAUCACACUCAUGAACAAGACUGAGGAUGAUGAGCUCGGCAGGGAGGACCUGACAGACGAGGAGCUGCACAGUAUCAGAGAUGAGGGGUUUUAUGAGAAACUGGCUGGUUCAAUAGCACCAGAGAUCUAUGGACAUGAAGAUGUGAAGAAGGCUUUGCUCCUGCUGCUAGUUGGAGGAGUGGAGCAAGCCCCAAAGGGCAUGAAAAUCAGAGGAAACAUAAACAUCUGUCUGAUGGGAGAUCCAGGAGUCGCAAAGUCCCAGCUACUGUCUUACAUCGACCGCCUGGCUCCUCGAAGCCAGUACACAACAGGUCGUGGCUCAUCUGGUGUUGGUCUGACUGCUGCUGUGAUGCGUGACCCCUUGACUGGAGAAAUGAUGCUGGAGGGCGGGGCCUUAGUGCUGGCUGACCUGGGCGUCUGCUGCAUCGAUGAGUUUGACAAGAUGGCAGACGCUGACCGGACGGCCAUCCACGAAGUGAUGGAACAGCAGACCAUCUCCAUCGCUAAGGCUGGCAUCAUGACCUCCCUCAAUGCCCGAUGCUCUAUCUUAGCAGCAGCCAACCCUGCCUACGGUCGCUACAAUCCCCGGAAGAGCAUUGAGCAAAACAUUCAGCUGCCAGCUGCUCUGCUGUCUCGUUUUGACCUCCUCUGGUUAAUCCAAGACAAGCCAGACGCUGACGCUGACCUUCGUCUGGCUCAGCACAUCACCUAUGUCCAUCAGCACUCCCGCCAGCCGCCCACGCACUUCACUCUCAUCGACAUGAAGCUUAUGAGGCGUUAUCUCUCACUGUGCAAGAAGCAACAACCUGUAGUUCCAGAGUCCCUGUCAGAUUACAUCACCGCUGCAUAUGUGGAAAUGAGGAAAGAGGCACGAGUCAGCAAAGACACCACCUUUACCUCUGCUCGUACCCUCCUCUCCAUCCUCCGCCUCUCAACUGCUCUGGCUCGCCUUCGCAUGGUGGACACUGUGGAGAAGGAUGAUGUCAACGAGGCAAUGAGGCUGAUGGAGAUGUCAAAGGACUCCCUACAAGCUGACAAGUCCAGUACCACAAGGACCCAGCGACCGGCUGAUGUCAUUUUCUCUCUGGUGCGUGAGCUCGCCACAGAGGGCGUGGCAGGACGCGGAGGAGCUGGCGGCGUUGUUCGAAUGACUGAGGCGGAGCAGAGAUGCGUGUCACGUGGCUUCACCCCCGCCCAGUUCCAGGAGGCUUUGGAGGAGUAUGAGGAGCUGAAUGUGUGGCAGGUUAACCAGGCCCGAACCCGCAUCACUUUUGUCUAAAGAACUCGGCCACACCUUCACCUAACAGGACACGUCGUCACACCAGCUGUGUGUCAGUCUCGUAUUAAGGCUCCGCCUCCUUUCAAAAUAUUGUAACAGGUUAAGAAUCCGGGAAGCUGUCCUGUAGUACUUCCUGUUUGAUUUAAUGUUGUAAAUAUGUAUGUUUAUUAUUUACAGGUUACAGCUGAAUGUUUCCUAAUCUUUAAAGCAUUUAUGUACAUUUUAUACAUUAUAAGGCAAAUCAGGCAAGAAAUUAUUGUAUUUUGACUACUAGUUCUAAUAAAUACAUGUAUUGUUCAAAGUG
Messenger RNA from Thalassophryne amazonica, 2566 nucleotides. It is a transcript of the gene mcm7, whose product is annotated as minichromosome maintenance complex component 7. Gene Ontology annotation, biological process: DNA replication initiation; DNA replication; double-strand break repair via break-induced replication. NCBI's taxonomy places the organism in Eukaryota, Metazoa, Chordata, Actinopteri, Batrachoidiformes, Batrachoididae. The transcript has 15 exons. The record is from RefSeq and is a predicted model, not a curated record. Bases 400 to 2262 code for a protein of 620 amino acids. Gene Ontology annotation, molecular function: single-stranded DNA binding; ATP binding; single-stranded DNA helicase activity. Gene Ontology annotation, cellular component: nucleus; MCM complex.